UUUCUGUUGGAAUUUCUCCUUCCUCAAGUCCAGGAAGGACACAUAAAAGAAAAAAAGAAAAAGCAGUAGAUGAGCAGAGAAGGAUGUUGGGGAUUAAUUCCUCAAUAUCAUCGUUCCGCCCACAAAUCCCAUCUUUCUUCUUCGUCUUCCGAAUCUCAAAACCCAAUCUCCCUCUUCUUCAGCCUCGCACUAAUCUCCAUCCCGUUCGAACCCUGAAUUUCAGAAUCAGAAGGAACCCCAGACCGACGUUUCUUGGCUUUGCUGGAAAUGCCAACAACAAUGGCGGCGGGGAAGAGAACCUGAGGAAGGACCCCAAAGGCAAUACUGGGUCCAAUGGAGCUGGCGAUGGGGAUUCGAAGAACGGUCGUCGGCCCAUAUUCAAUCUGAAACUCGGGGAUCUACUGGACCCGGACCCCGACAACGUUGUCGCCGUGGGGUUGACGUGCGUGCUGACGUGGGCCAGCGUUCAGGUCCUGUCGCAGCUCUUCUUGAUCUCUGCGGCCAUCCUCGUGGCCGCCCUCAAGUAUUCCUUCAUUGCUGCUCUCUUGCUUUUCAUCCUCAUUGCCCUUCUCUGAGCUGAACUGAGCUGCCUAUCAAUUUUGUAUAUUGAAUGCCAGACAGUUUUAGACUGUACCAUUGGAAAUUGGAAUGAUAUUGAAUGGCAAUUUACAUUGGAAUUGUGAUGUGAUGUUACUGCACCCAAUAUCUGCCAUCUCCUUCAGCCGUUUUCAGAUCGUCCCCACUGUUUCCACGCCUCAAAAAAUGACCCCUUCGCGUUGGAACCGGACGACUUCCGAUCGAAUUCUAGAGUUAAUUAGGAUGUUGAACUCAGCUUUUAAAUGUAGCCUGUUGGCAGAGUGCCAAACUGAACAGACAACAUGAGCCUCGCCCACUCUGACGACUCAAAGAAACAAGGAGCAGCAUCCGGCCUAGCGGAUUCUUUCCAGUCCACGGCUCCAGUACCAAGCCUCCAACCUCUGCUGGAAUGAGUGAAAUAGGUCGUGGAUGAUAGUAACACUGAAGUAAACGACUCGUUCCUGAAGCGCAGGCUUGCAGUUGCAGAUGUUAAUGAAGAAGCAGCAGACCGUGAGCUGCAGCAGCUCGAGUUUGUCUGCCUAUUUUCGGAGGGAAAGAGCUGACGAGAGAGAGACCCUGACUGAUCGACGUGCUGUGAGGAGAGCAUUUUCCAUGGGGUGGAUGGCCCCUGCCUCGGAAAGGUAUUGCCGAAUUGUUCACAGUCCAGAUCCCAGCUCCGAACACGAGAAUCUGAUCGGUUCACAUCAGCCGAGUAAGAAGCGGGCUAGCAGUUUCUUUGAAACUUGCCGUAGUGUCUUCAGAUUCUCCUCAUAAUAAUCUGUCCCAAGGUUCUGCAGAUCGAUCGCUUGAACUGACGUGUGUGUGUGUGUAUCCACAUAUCUUUGUAAUUGUUUAUAUGUACUGGACCAUUGUUUCAUCCAAUCGGAAUAAGAUGCUCGGAAACGUUGAGAUUUUAGCCA
Punica granatum (pomegranate) is the source of this 1496-nucleotide messenger RNA. Lineage: Eukaryota; Viridiplantae; Streptophyta; Magnoliopsida; Myrtales; Lythraceae. The record is from RefSeq and is a predicted model, not a curated record.